UUUCCUGUUCCGGAAAGCCUUCUCGAGGAGGCUGCAGUGCAGCCUUAUGUUCACAACUGUUUCGUGAAUGUGUGGGAAGGGAGAUACAUCCAUCGAUUCUGCAUCUUCUUCAAGCGACAUCUUCGUCUCCGAGCCAACGUGCUUCUUAGUAAGGGUGGUCAUAAGUUCCGAGGCGAUGCAGUUGUUAUGAGGGUUGGAGUCAACUAUCCCUCUGUUGUGAACAUGCGAGGCAGAGAUAAUGCGCUUGCUGAUUUUUUAAUU
Messenger RNA from Suillus clintonianus, 261 nucleotides. RefSeq lists its product as uncharacterized. The annotation marks the transcript as partial. The record is from RefSeq and is a predicted model, not a curated record. NCBI's taxonomy places the organism in Eukaryota, Fungi, Basidiomycota, Agaricomycetes, Boletales, Suillaceae. The transcript has a single exon.